Messenger RNA from Penicillium brasilianum, 2397 nucleotides. Lineage: Eukaryota; Fungi; Ascomycota; Eurotiomycetes; Eurotiales; Aspergillaceae. The record is from the annotation of a GenBank genome assembly.
AUGACACCCGAGAUCAUCGACCUUUCAUCCGGCUCUGAGUCGGGAGAGCCUUAUAAUCACUACCCCGACAAGACCCUUCUAUCACCUUCUGCGUCUCUACCUCUGACUUCAAAAUCACACGAGAUGGAAGACUGGCCAGAGGAUAAGCCCGAGAUGCCUCGGCGAAGCUCCCAUGUCACUUGCACUCAGCCUAAUUUGUCUAUGAUCAUGAUAGACGAUGAUUCGAUCAUGGAAAUAUCCCACUCAUCGCCCACUUCACCAAGUGAGCCUUCGUCUCCAGACAUGGGUGAAUGGGGAUGGGUACACCAUGAUCCGCGUCGAAGCAAGCAAAGGCGAUCCGCCAAGGCAUAUCCGUCCUUCAAGGAUGUGGGCCGCCUUUUCCACCGUUUAGAUCCUGAGGACCCAAGUGAUUCGUCUAGAUCUUUGAUUCUCGAAAACUCGUCAUCACAGUCCACGACUGAUGAUUCUUUCACCACCGUGUCUGGGUCAUCAUCAACAAACCCAAUUGACCUGUCAGAGAUCGAGGACGAUCUGUGUGCCCUCCAUGUCGAACUUGGGCAUCGGUUAUCUGUCGUGCAGGAUCCACGGAGACAAUUUGCAACCCCACGAGCGACGCUGGCCGGUGAAAUUGACCACGUCGAGCUAAAUGGCGAGAUCCUUCAUCCAUCAUCAUCCAUUCGGCUUGUGAAUGGGUCGUACUUGCGCAUUGAGUGGAUCACUCAGCGCGAGGGACAAGUCUGUUUCUGGGGCCGACACCUGGUGGGCUGCCAUGACAGUCAAUGGCCUCUCUGUAUCCCCCAAGACGAGCAUGAACUGGUCUGGAUUCCCAAGAUGGACCAUGAAACGAAUCUCGUCAGCAUAGAGAGCCAUUUACCCGUUUCUCCGAUGGAAGUGGCAGGCCUCUGCGAGGUGAUAUUUACUAACGAGCGCCGGGGAAAGAAUACAAAUCAUCCACCUGGGGCUGGACUGUUUUGUCGGUUGAAGAUGACUGCCAGGAAGAGACCGAAAAUUUCUCCUCAUCGAUCCGGCGGCCUCCAGCCCAGCCGCACCCCAGAAUAUGACACGAGCGUUGAAUUUCUCACAUUGGAUGAAUGCGAUGAGGGAUACGGCUUCGAGUCACACGUUCUGCGUGAUCUGUAUCGCGGAUGCACAACCGUUCCCUUUGGAGAGGGUCGGGUAGGUUAUACCGGCCCUCCCACGGUCACAGAUGACGACGAGCAAGGGUCUCGGGAGGUGAUCGAUCUCACUGUUGAUCCCACCGCAUAUAUGUUCGGCGAUGCAUACUGUGGUGCCGGUGGAACUUCCUGCGGCGCAAAGCAGGCAGGCUUGCAGCUCAAGUGGGCAUGCGAUUUGGAUCCCUUUGCGGUGUCAACUUACGGAUUGAAUUUCCACAUUGAGAUCGACCAUUGUUCUUUCAAUGAUUUGUUGACCCAUUCGAAGGAGUAUCUCCGAGUCGAUGUCGCCCACUGCUCGCCACCGUGCCAGACCUAUUCGCCGGCACACACCAUCAAUUGCGAUCGUGAUGAUGAUAACUCGGCAUGUAUCUUCAGCGCGGGGAAUCUGAUGGAGCAUGCGCGUCCGCGUAUCCUCACGAUGGAGGAGACUGCAGGACUCAAGGAGCGUUUCCCAGCGAUAUUGAAUCGGGUGAUCAUGGAUAUGAUCGAAGCCGGAUAUUCGGUUCGAUGGGCUGUAAUUGAUGUGCUUCAUUACGGUGUGCCUCAAACUCGCAAGAGACUGAUCAUCAUUGCCGCAGGCCCUGGCGAGACCCUCCCUUCGUUCCCCGAAAUCACUCACGACCUGCCCGGAAGUGGUUGCCUGCCCGUGGUGACCAUCAAUGAUACGAUCACGAAUAUCCCCGAUGACGCACCGGACCAUGAUGUUCAAAGCUUGCUUAGAAAUUGGUCAAGGCAACUGCGUGCACCGUUCGAUGGUCGUCAGCUAGCAAAAACAUUGACCUGCAGUGGAGGGGAGGGUAAUUAUCACCCCUCGGGUCGGCGCAAGUUUACCCACCGAGAGGUCGCCUGUCUGCAAACCUUUCCUAUGAACUUUCAGUUUGCAGACAAGGGAGUUCGCAAGCAGGUUGGCAAUGCGGUACCGCCGGCCCUGGCGAAGGCGCUGUACACGGAGAUCAUCUCGUCCUUGCGGGCUACCGAUGCACGGGAGCGAGAGAAGCGGGAGCGCGAGUGCCAGCGCCAGCAAGUUAUAGCGGGACGCGAGUAAGGUGGUCACACUGACAUUAUAAUGACGGGUGAUAGCAGCGCAUUUGGAGGAGGAUGAUGGUAUAGUGAAUUGGGGGAAUGGCGUAUAGAGAAGGUGAGGAGGUUAUCAGAUCGGCGGGCAUGUGAAGAGGCCACACGCUCUCAUGGAAAGGGCUGGCCCGAGGCCGACCGCCCUUCG